Molecule: messenger RNA, 255 nt
Organism: Penicillium macrosclerotiorum
Lineage: Eukaryota; Fungi; Ascomycota; Eurotiomycetes; Eurotiales; Aspergillaceae
Product: cytochrome b5-like heme/steroid binding domain-containing protein
Exons: 2
Coding region: 1-255 (84 amino acids)
Cellular component (GO): intracellular membrane-bounded organelle; membrane
Molecular function (GO): heme binding
Source: RefSeq, a predicted model, not a curated record
AUGUCGAAGACUUUCACUCCCGCCGACGUGGCCUCACACAACAGUGCCGACAAGGGCAUGUACAUCAUCGUCGAUACCGGCGUCUACGAUGUCACCAACUUCGUGGACGAGCACCCGGGCGGCGCGAAGAUCUUGAAGCGCGUCGCAGGCAAGGAUGCGUCGAAGCAAUUCUGGAAGUACCACAAUGAGUCCGUCCUGAAGAAGUACGCACCGAAGUUGAAGAUUGGCGACGUCAAGGAUGCCGCGAAGCUGUGA